UGCUCCAGACUCCUGAGCAGCUCCUCAUCGAUCUCUCCAGUCUGGGCGUAGCGCAGCCUCUUCCUCUCUGCCUUCCUCAGACGGUACUGCAGGAUCCGGCAGUUUUUAUUGGCCCUCUCCAGCUCACGUCUCAUCUCCUGCAGCUGACAAGUGUCCUCCUCGUAGAACGUGUCUCGCAUCUCAUCCAUUUCAGCCCUCAUCUCCUCAAUUUCAAUCUGUUGGGUACGCAGUGAACAUUAUGGUGUUGUCAAGCUAUCUUUGGAUCUACAGUUCACCUGCACUGCUUAACACACCAGCUCUGCUCUGCUGCUCUGAAAAGGCCACAGGAGGAGGGAUGAGGCCACUUAUACGGAAGUCUCACCUACUCUGACAGAAAUGAUGGACACCAGUCUUUUGCAAGCUGCAAGCAGUUUGGAUGGAGAAGAUUUUGUAUUGAUGAGAGAGACACAAUUAUAAGCUACAAUUUGUUUGAGAGUUUUUGAAGAGGGAUGGGACUCAAUCACUUCCUGUUUCUGCUGCUCUGUGCAGCCGCCCUCACAGCCUCUGCAGUUUUUGGUAAAAGUGAGGGUAGCGAGGCAUUAAGGUGGACCAGGCAGAGCCUCCCAGUGCUGCAGGACACACAAACAGAGCUUUUAGACCCUACUCGUUUUAGAGGGCAUGGGGAGGAGGAGGAGAAGGAGGGGGAGGAGGGGAAAGGAGGGGCAAAGACACUAUGUGGAAUAGAGUGUCAAAGCAAACACACACCUGUGGACCAGAGUGAGCAGGAGAGGUUUCUGGGAUAUGAGACCAUGUAUGACAAUGGCACUCGCAUGCACACAGAUGUCAGUUUUAAGGGUUUUAACAUGACAACUGGAGGAAAACCAAGACAUUCACCAGCUCACACCCGAAGGAGAAGGCAGGUUUACGGACCAGACGGACGCUUUGUGAUCUCUGACUCACAUUACAUCACAAAUUACCCUUUUUCAACAGCUGUUCGGCUCUCCACAGGCUGCUCCGGAGUCCUCAUAUCCCCAAAACAUGUUCUCACAGCAGCACACUGCAUCCAUGAUGGGAAGGACUACCUAGAAGGUGCAAGAAAGAUCAGAGUCGGGGUCCUACAGCUCAAAACCAAGAAACGUAGAGGGGGUAGGAGGAGAGGAGGGCAGCGGAGGGAUGGUGAAGCUGAAGGUGAAGAGCGGAUAGUGGAGGAAGGUGAGGAACAGAAUAGUAUAGAUGGAGAUGUAGAGAGAGUGAGAAAGGGAGGCAAAGGCAGAGGGCGCAGAGGAAAAAAAGAGGGUGAUGGAGGGAACGUAGAGGGUAAGCGGAAAAGACUCAACCGCGUAGGGCGUAGUACUGAAAAUAGAAAGCAGCCUGCUUUCCGUUGGUCACGAGUUAAACAAACAAAAAUACCCCAAGGAUGGAUGCAAGCUGAAAAAUCUCCAAACUCAGUGUCCUCUGACUACAAUUAUGCAGUACUGGAGCUAAAACGACCCCUCAAACAGAAGUACAUGGAGCUUGGUGUGGCGCCCUCAACAGCCCCCCUCACCCGCAUCCACUUCUCAGGCUACGACACUGAUAAAAGCCUGCGGGACGGGCCAGGAGAUGAGAGAGUGGUGUACCGGUUUUGUUCAGUGUCAAACGAGUCUGAUGAUUUGAUUUACCAGCACUGUGACGCUCAAGUUGGAGCCACAGGCGCAGGUGUUUAUAUUCGUCUGAGACAGGAAGUGGGGGACACAGAGAGGAAGGGUAAGUGGCAGCGGAGGGUGAUCGGCGUGUUUUCAGGUCAUCAGUGGGUGGAGGUGGAGGGAGGUGGGCAGAAGGACUUUAAUGUUGCAGUGAGGAUCACUCCGCCCAAAUAUGCUCAGAUCUGCCACUGGAUCCAUGGAGAUCCAAAUCUCUGUAAAGAGGUGUGACUGCAAAGGAUCCGCAAGAGAAAACAGGAGACUCAAAAGACUUUAAAGACGAUGUCCCCAAACCUUGGCUCAUGAGUAGAAGCUUUCUGAGUUAAAAGUAGAGGCUUUGUACAAAGAAGCUAAAGUAACUGUAAGCAAUGUAUUAGCUUUAAUCCUGCCAACCACAGUGUCAUGUCUCUCCCAAAUGCUGUCCCUGAAGUACUUCCACAUCCAAUGGCAUCAUGGUUGCAUUACAUACUGUUUCAUGUACGUCUUUUUCAUUAGCCCUACAUCAUCCUGUGUCCAACAUUUCAAAUGCUCCUAAACAUUUUUUAUAGAGUAUAUGUUUUCCUACUGCUCGUCUAACAAUAUAUGUCUGUUUGGAUUUUUUUUCUUUUUCCUUCAUGGGCAUUUUUGCCAUCAUUUGAUAGGACAACUGAGGAGAGACAUGAGGAAAUGUGGGGAGUAGAGAGCAAGGGAUGAUAUGCAGCAUAGGAUCAAGGCCUGCAGUCUGUUGCACCAGCUGUGCGUAAGCUCAAACGUAGCCUAGUUUGAAUGUAAUUUCUCACUUAGGAUGAAGUUUUCACUCUACUAACGUUUUGGAGCGUUGCACCAGCUGAGAUAGUUCCAACGUAAGCCUAAAUUACAACUUAAUUCUUACACUUGGCUCCUAGAAGGUGUAAAGUCCUCCGUAGAGUAUAUCGGCUGCCAUGGUGCGUCGUUUUGAAAGGUGGGAUGAUUUGGAGGAUGAGGAGAUACAGGGGGUUCUCCCAGCUAGAUUAUGUCUGCAAAGCGAUAUCCAAGAGAGAGAUUACAUCCUUUGGAAAAAUAUGAUGACCAAGAUUUGCGCUUCUUGUUGUAGUUGAUCAUUUUACCACUCCAUGUCACUGUUAUUAU
Messenger RNA from Notolabrus celidotus (New Zealand spotty), 2768 nucleotides. Its product is annotated as inactive serine protease 35-like. Gene Ontology annotation, molecular function: serine-type endopeptidase activity. Gene Ontology annotation, biological process: proteolysis. Bases 489 to 1892 code for a protein of 467 amino acids. The record is from RefSeq and is a predicted model, not a curated record. The transcript is spliced from 4 exons. NCBI's taxonomy places the organism in Eukaryota, Metazoa, Chordata, Actinopteri, Labriformes, Labridae.